UUGGAACAAAACAAACGCUGAUAAGACCAGUUUCAUAUUUAAGUUUGGAUUGAACCGACAGUGUUUGCCACUUGGAUAAUAAAAAAAAAUGCUUGAAAGUCAGUUUCAUAAUCAGUUAUGCUAGAACUUGAAAAUACAGUUUUCAAAAGUUUGAAUUGGAUGUACUGACGUCAUAUUUGCUUCUAUUUUUAUGAAUGAAAUACAUAUUUUUUAAUUUUUUUUUUUAAAGAUACAUUUCUAAUAACGCUAGUGUCAUCUGCCCAAAGCUGAUUGGAAAUGUUGUCCUACUACAUGGAUUAGUCAAAAUGUUCAAAUGAUGAUAACGCUUGUGAAAUAGAGUUAUGUUCAAAUAUUAGAAUAUGUUCAAAUGGCAGACAUGUUCUUUAAGGGAUAAAACUGAAAAUGGAAUUAAAAUGUGUCCUUGGAAAGAAAACUAUUAAACUGGAAAAGAAUAACAUCAUCAUUGCAAUAUAACCGUUUUAGAAAAAAAAACAACAAAAAACGAGAUGCGGUGGACUGAAAAGUGAAAGAUACAGAAAUAUAUAUUUUCGCUUAAUAUACUGGAAUAGUAUUACAGUGCAACCAGCGUGAAGUAAACAGCUCUAAGAAGACUGAAAUGCGUUUGUUGUACACAUUAAUGUGUGUUCUUUCUAAAGAAUUGUAAUUAAAUGUAAUUAAAUAGCUGCCGUACGUUGUAGGGAGGUGUCCGGUUAUUAGAGCUGUCAGAGGUUUUACUGUAUAAGUAAAAACAACAAAAUGAACAUCAUAGGCCUACAACAGGCGGAAGUGGUUCAACCUGUGUACGCACACGUAGAUCUCGAUAGCGAUUAUGAUUAUAUUAUGUCAAGGGCUCUCAAGUCAUAUAAACAGCACCGUGAGAAAGAAAAGGCCGAGUCGAGAAGGGGACCGCUUAAGAGCGCUUACAUAAGACGCCAUCAUCUGCGCCCGAAAACGGCUCCUCCGGCAAGAUUUGUGCAGUCAAUGAAAGUGAACAAUCUAGGUUCGGGCCCGAAACCAGCAACCGUUCUUAUGCCCCAGGUUGAUGCAAUAAACGCGGUUUCAAAGGCAAACCCCGUGCCAGACGAUAACGAAAGAUCACCUAGACGAGUGUUGCAAGUUGCAAAAGUAAGCCUCAAUAUGAUGCAAGAACAGAACAAGAAGACGGCCUCAUACCUGAAGAGAAAUAAUCCGUCACACCCAUGGCACAGUCACAGCUACCCAUCCGUCAAACCAAUGGAGAAAUUUGUUCGACCACCUCAUGCCUAUAUGUCCGCAUCUGUUGGCGAGCGGGAACUGUCGUCUGCUCUUUCGUCCUCAAGCUCGAGAAGCUCUAGUGCAAAAAGUAGUCCGUCACAUUCUGUGUGUAGACCAAAAUCAGCAGCGAACAAAAACUCAAAAUAUUUCUAUGAUGGUGGAUUAUUUACGCAUCCAAAAAAUGGUAAUCCGGAGUAUUUUGUUAUUCAUCCAGACUGGGUUUCGGAAUCUAUGUCCAUACAAAAAUUAAGUUUAACUGAUAGAACUAAAACUAUUCCGAAGAGCAAAUCAAUGACAUGGCCCGGAAGACGUUGUAAUAGUGCACCCCCUUCUAAAUAUAGAAACCCAAUUACGUGGGAAAGUGUACAGACAACUUGAUCAUGCAGGACAAAUGGAUAGUUCCUUUAAGAAAUGUCUUCAAAACCGCAAUAUUUACCUCAUUUGCUCGCAAUUUUGAGUCAGCGCGUCUCAAAGAAUACAUUUGUGAGUCGUCUGGUUAAGAAAGGAUCAUCUAGAUAUAUCACCGGAACCCGUAAUGACAUUCGGCAAUUUCCGUGCGAUUUCGUUUGUUAAUUCGGCAUUAUUCGGCCGUAAUUGUAGCUCAUGCCAGCAUUGGUUUCCGCGACAACCGGAAAAUGCCGAAAUUAUGUACUAAGAAAACGUAAUGGAACGGAAAUUCCCAAAUGUCAUUCCGGGUCCACUACAUUAAAGUUUUUGCUUACACGAGGGGGUUCAAAACGAUUUAAUACGUAGAUCGUGUUUUUAUCAUAUGCCACAUACGGUGUACAUCUGAAUUUCAGUACACAUAUGAUAUUAUCUAUUAUACAUAAGAAUUGAACAUAUUUUGUAAACUUUUUUGUAUGAACUGCCGAAGUGCUGCAAUGGCCAUGGCGUCAUUUCACGUGUUGGUGCCAUCUGCAAUGUAUAUUUUACUCCGCUACACUGAGCGCAGAUUAUACAAAGGUUGAACUGAGGCAAAAGUGUCUGUCACACCGUUGCAGCCGACAAUAAUUUUAGUUUUAAUGUUCAAUACAUCAAAUAAAAUUACACAAGAAAACGUUAGCUAGAUAGCAAAAAUAGAACAAAAACGUCUUGAGCCCCCUUAGUACUAUACUGAAUGUGUCAAGUGUAAAGGAAUAUUUGAGCCGCGCCAUGAGAAAACUAACAUAGUGCGUUUGCAACCAGCAUGGAUCCAGACAAGCCUGAGCAUCCGCGCAGUCUGGUCAGGAUCCAUUCUGGUCGCAAACGCACUAUGUUGGUUUUCUCGUGGAGCACUGCAAUAGAUAUAUAACAGAGGUGAAAUAAAUCACAAAAUCAACAGUAAAUACUUUGCAGAGGAAAUACCGAAUGGACGACUGAAGUUUGUUGUACAGAGGCGGUAGUCCUAUAGAGAGGUUAAUUUAGGUAAUGAACCUGUAUAGAUACUCGGUAAUUUCCGUUCAGUCACGUAUUUCUUCGUAAGUUAUUUCGGGAGCAUUCGGCCACAGCAGAAAAUUAGGAACGAGCCAAGAUCGCAUACGGGGUAUACGUUACCGAACGGAAAAAGCCAGUAGUCAUUAACCUUUACCAUGCUAAAUUUCUAUAAUAAACUUGUCCAUUAUUCAAUUUUGACAGCACCAUUAACUGUUUAAAGGGGCGCUUACCAAAAAGAUACUGAUUGAAUAGCGAACAUUACAGAUCUUGAUCAGACUGAUCAUGAUCUACACUGGUCACAAAGGCAAAAUCAAUCGUGUCCAGCAUGGUAAGGGUUAAGGGUCCAUUAGUUUAUUUAAAUAGUUAAGAACAAUUCGUUAGUAAGCCUUUGUCUGAAGAUAGAUAUAUUUGCUAUCCGGUAUAAAAACCUCACGACGCACAUUAAAGGUAGAUCCUCAACACAUGAUUUAAAGUGGUCCUUUUUAACGUGACAGCGUCAGUUUAUAACCUGCCUCAUAACUAUAAUGCCACCUGCACUAAGUCUAUAAAAUGUGAUGUUUUUAUUUGAUGGUGCUUUAGUUAAGGCUUCUUUUGUGUCAUAGUUUUAUAACGUUAAGAGCUGUGUAUUUAUUUGCUAACUCAAUUGUUGUAUUUUCACAUCGGUUAACCGGUUGCGAGCAAAUCAGUUCGUCGCGGACAAAAGUUUUCAAAUGCUUUUGCUCGCAACCGGUUAAGGGGUGUGGUACUUGUUGAAAAUAGGUUUUUAAUGUAAAAAAAACAAACUUGUUUUUUCGCAGAUGCAAACUAACUGCAGUUGUUCUAGCUAUAAGACAUCUAUUAUUUACUGUGAUUUAGUUUUAACUGCUAAUUUUAUGAUGUUCUUAGAAAGUGCGUGCUCUUGAUUUCAUCUUCUAUUGUACGCAAUUUGUAUACUUCGCUAUACACACAUUUAAAUAUGUCUUGAAACAAAGCUGUUCGUUAAUAUCAAUAUUUCGUAGCAUUUUCAGAACAAAAAUAUAAAUGAAAAUCAUACCAAGACCGUAAAACGCAAAACAGCUGUUUUAUGGGUUUUGCAUAUCUUUAUUUAAAAUCAAACUGUAUAGAAGUCGCGGCACUUCAGGGAGAUUCGGCGUGCGGUUAAUGCAUUGAAGCCAAAAUAUUGCAGAUUGAAACGGAUGCAGUAUGAAAACACAACGUCAUAGCUUGAUAAUCAGAUAAAUAGCAAUAUAGCAACAUGCUUUGGUACUCAAAACGUCAUGCCGAGGCCCGGAUCCAGACUUUUUGUGUUAGUGUUCAGUGUUAGUGGGUGAUAGGGGAGCUGGCACAAGUUCAGCAUGGAAAUAAAAAUAAUGGUAUGAAAUGGUAUCUGGGUUUAAAUUUUGAGAACUCAGAUCAUGAAUUUAUCUGAAAGCAAGAAGAGACUGAAGUAUAUAGCGAACUCAAUGCAGACAUCAUUUUUGUUCAACCUCAGAGGGUAACGACGGAAGGGGCUACCCCUUCCUGCAAAGGGGCGAUGUCAGGGCAGUUUUGACAUAUAGGUGUUAAAAGCUGGCCUCUGGUGCAGUUUGGGUCUAAACUUAGAUGAAUUUAGGUCACUUCAGCGGAGUGGGAGAGGUGGGGUGGGGGUGGGGGAGGGGGGCACUGACCCUUCAUUCCACCUCUUGAAUCCGGGUUGGAUGCCUGAUUUAUCAAACUUACAACAAAACAAAGAAAAAAGGUUUUGUGACGUAUAUUUUUACGCGCGAUCCUUUAAUGUUUCAAACAUGCAAUUCAUACAGUGACAACACAUAGAACCUGAUCUGACCCUUAAAACUUUGUACAUAUAUAUUACCUCAAGACUUUAAUCUGUAAGUAUCAUUUUGUUGCAGAAAGCCUGCACUUUAUAUGUCGAGAGCCCAUCAGCAUGAUUAAUUGUCGCAUAAUUAUUUUUAGGUUUUUGCAUUGUUUGAAGCAAAACUUGUUGUUCUAUUUAAAGUUAUUCAAGAGCCCAGUCGUCCAGAGACCAAAUAAGCAAGAGAAAAAAAGCUUUUGAGUUCCGACUCUGGAAUAUAUCUACUUGUAAUAUUUUUUAUUGCUUUUGCGGAAUAUGUAAACCAAAUAAUGUUUAUAGCACUCUUGAGUAUGAUUGCGGUAACACUACAAUGGAAGACAUUUUUAUAAACAUGUAUUUAUUUGUUGUACUUCUCCUAUUGUUUAAAAAGUGGAUAUAUAGAAAAAAUGGCCUAACUAUGCAUAUUGCUGUGACAUUUUGAGCGAGGGGGCUUAAGCGCAAAAAAUGCGAAGAAACGAUGAAAAUAAAUCGUAUAGGUUUACCUCCCUUACAAAUUGUAUACAAUCCGGACAAAAAUAAAGAAUGCAGACUAACCUUUUUGUUCUGUACUUUACCCAAUCAUUAUAAGAUUAAUUUAUGAGAGUUUCAAUCAAGGCUCUGUUCAAACUUAUCUGCAUAUCGAGUACAAAGUUCUAGUUUAGUUUUAGAUUUCGGUACGUGUGUAUGCACACGUAUAUAGUAAAUCUUAGGUAAUUGACCCAAAAUGGCGCUCGGCAAUUUCCGUGCGAUUACGUAAUCAUCAAAUUCUUCUUCGGUAAUCUUCGGCCGUUAUUAUAGGGACUUGCCAUACCAGCCGGAAAAUGGCGAAUCGCAUACGGAGAUUACGGAAUCAGGCGGAAAUUGCCGAUUACAAUUACGGGUCCACUACUAUAACCGAAUACUAUACUUACCGAAUAUUGGUAGUUUGAAUUCUGAUUCCACAUAGAUACUAUAUAAUAUUAUACCCAAUCUCAACUUCUCUAUUGUCUUGAUUUUAUAAUGGCUGAUUUCUGUCCGUUUCAAGACUUCUCGUGUUCGGGGUGGCCUUUCAUGCCCUCGUGUUUCCGUGCCGCCAUCUCGAAGACAAGAAGACACGAGGACAUGAAAGGACGAAACACUAUCGAGUUAUCGCGCGCCAGGGCGAAGGGACGAGGGGACGAAACAUAAAGGCGAAAUAAGGAAAGAAUAUUGGCGGACACACGAAGUAUUCUAUUGGCAAAGUGCCGUGCCGGCGGGUAAAAAAACUAAAUGUCGUCGCCCUGUAAUUGUCAUGUCUCCGUCCCAAGCACACGAGGACACGAAAACUUGACAAACCGGCAAUUUGCUUUCCUCUUUUGUCCUCAGUCCUGACUUGUCGUCACCACGAAGGCAAAAGACUCGAACUGACAAAUAUCAGUCACCAUUGGAUUUGCUUCAGCUUUCGUACUGCGGCCUUUAACUAUCAAAUGUUAACACUUGUUUUGUAAUUCUUUUACUUCGUCAUUAUGUAUUGCUGUUAAUAAAUGUAUGCCUAUAGA
This is a messenger RNA of Mercenaria mercenaria, 5994 nucleotides long. RefSeq lists its product as uncharacterized. NCBI's taxonomy places the organism in Eukaryota, Metazoa, Mollusca, Bivalvia, Venerida, Veneridae. The transcript has 3 exons. Bases 757 to 1632 code for a protein of 291 amino acids. The record is from RefSeq and is a predicted model, not a curated record.